Molecule: messenger RNA, 2480 nt
Organism: Chrysemys picta bellii (western painted turtle)
Lineage: Eukaryota; Metazoa; Chordata; Testudines; Emydidae
Source: RefSeq, a predicted model, not a curated record
CGUCGGGCAGAGAAGAUGCGUGCGCGAGUAGCUCCCACCUCGGGGGCUCCCCAACGCCGGACCCCGCCCACGGCCAGCGCACGGCCCCGCCUCCAGCGCCCCACUCCCGACCAGCGCUCCGCCCCCUUGACCUUCAGCCCCGUCUCUAUCUCUGCCCCCAGCCAGCGCUCCGCCCCCGCCCCCCCGGGUGGUCUCUGGGCUCCGCAGGGCGACCGCGUUCCGUUCAUCGGCUCGCUGCGGAGCCAGGUGCUGAGGAGCCCGGAAGAGAUAGCAGCGCUGUACCGCGAGCUCAACCAGUGCCCCUCGCUCUGCAGUGCCUGCAUCGGACCCGAGGUCACCACUCAGUAUGGGGGCAAAUACUGCAAUGUCUAUACAGAGUGGUCUCAGCAGGACCUGGAGAGAGCCGAGAAUGUGAAGUUCUGCCGCCAGUACCUCAUCUUCCAUGACAGCCAGGCCAUCGUGUACUCUGGCCCCUCGGGCACCUGCAGUGAGAUCAAGGGAGAGCUGCUGAGCAGGGAGUCUCCCAGUGGGGCACUUAAGGCCGUUUUGCGGAAAGCCAGUCCUGGCAAAGGCGAGGAGAAGCAAUUCCUUGAGAUAUGGGAUCAGAAUCGCAAGGUGAAGAGCAUCAACCUGACAGUGCUGGAGAAGCAUGGCAAUGUCUAUGAGGAUGAUCAGUUUGGCUGCUUGUCCUGGUCGCACUCGGAGACUCACCUGCUUUACGUGGCUGAGAGGAAACGGCCCAAGGCCGAGUCCUUCUUCCAGAGCAGAGCCCCGGAGCUGAGCAGCAGCUGUGCUGAUGAGAGACGCGACAAGGCUGUCAAGGGGGAGCAGUUCGUGUACCACGACGACUGGGGCGAGGCACUGGUGGGCAAGAGCAUCCCGGCCCUGUGCGUGCUGGAUGUGGAGAGUGGCAAUGUGUCAGUGCUGGAGGGCGUCCCGGAGCACAUCUCCCCUGGGCAGGCCUUCUGGUCCCCUGGUGACAUGGGUGUGGUGUUCAUAGGCUGGUGGCAUGAGCCCUUCCGCCUGGGCCUGCGGCACUGCACUAACCGCAGGUCAGCACUGUUCUAUGUGGACCUGACAGGAGCGAGGUGUGAGCUGCUGUCAGAUGACACCAAGGCUGUGUGGUCCCCACGCCUGAGCCCUGACCAGUGCCGCAUUGUGUACCUGGAGAACGGCGUACUCGGGCCCCACCAGCAGUGCAGCUGCCUCCGCAUGUAUGACUGGUACACGAAGGUCACCUCCACCGUGCUGGAUGUCGUGCCCCGGCACAGCCAGGGAACGUUCACAGGGAUCUAUUGCCCAGCGCUGCCGGGCCUGUGCUGGGCAGCCGAUAGCCAGAGGGUCGUGCUGGACACCGCUCAGCGCAGCCGGCAGGAGCUGCUUGUGGUGGAGACGCUGACUGGUAGCGUGACCUCCCUGACGAUGGGUGCCCCCCUGGGCAGCUGGUCUCUCCUCACCAUUGACCGGGAUCUCCUGGUGGCCAGGUUCUCGACCCCCAGCUGCCCCCCCACAUUGAAGGUGGCCUUCCUCCCCAGGGCCGGGCAGGAGGCCCAGGUGCACUGGGUGUGUCUGGAGGACGUGACCCCUGUCCCAGAGAUCAGCUGGGCGAUCCGGCCCCUGCAGCCCCCCCCAGACCAAGAGAACCCAAAGUACGAGGGUAUUGAUUUCGAAGCCAUCCUGCUACAGCCCAGCAAGGGGCUAGGUCUGAGGAAGCUGCCUCUGGUGGUCAUGCCCCAUGGAGGCCCACACUCCGUCUGCACAGCCAGCUGGAUGCUGUACCCCGCAGCGCUCUGCAGGAUCGGCUUCGCUGUGCUCCUGGUGAAUUACCGCGGUUCACUGGGCUUUGGCCAGGACAGCGUCGCCUCCCUGCCCGGCCACGUGGGCUGCCAGGAUGUCAAAGACGUGCAGUACUGCGUGGAGCAGGUGUUGCAGGAGGAGCCCCUAGACUCAGCGCGGGUGGCACUAGUGGGUGGCUCACAUGGGGGCUUCCUUGCUUGCCACCUCAUCGGCCAGUACCCAGGCACCUACCAGGCCUGUGUGGCAAGGAACCCGGUCGUCAACAUGGCCUCCAUGAUCAGCGGCACCGACAUCCCGGACUGGUGUCUGACUGAGGCCGGCUUCCCCUAUGCACCCGACACCCUCCCGGAUGCCUCCCACUGGGCAGAGAUGCUCCACAAGUCACCCAUGCAGUACGUCGCCCAGGUCCGGGCACCUGUGCUCCUGAUGCUGGGAGAAGAGGACAGGCGUGUCCCCCCCAAGCAGGGGCUGGAGUACUACCGUGCUCUCAAGGCCAGGGGCGUUCCUACCCGGCUGCUGCUGUACCCUAGGAACAGCCAUGCGCUCUCCGGCGUUGAGGCUGAGGCUGAUGGCUUUAUGAACAUGGUGCUCUGGCUGCUCCAGCACCUGCAGUGCUGACGGGCUGUGCUCCGCCUCUGCCCAAGCCCUGUAACCUGUUUCCAAUAAACCCACGGCUCAUCUUG